Molecule: messenger RNA, 3030 nt
Organism: Orbicella faveolata
Lineage: Eukaryota; Metazoa; Cnidaria; Anthozoa; Scleractinia; Merulinidae
Molecular function (GO): deacetylase activity; hydrolase activity, acting on carbon-nitrogen (but not peptide) bonds
Source: RefSeq, a predicted model, not a curated record
UCACCACUGCGCCAACCCUGCUUCCCGUAUAGCUGCGAUGAUCAAUCAUAUCUUCAUAUAUACAUGUACUCUUUCAUACGAAGUUCCGUAGUUUAGAUGUACCCUUUCACUCUGAUAAAGGAAAGAGUUAAUAGACAGACCGCACACAGCAGACUUCAACAGGCGUUCCUAAACACCCGUCAGAGACUAAACACCAGUCACCAGUUCUCCCUGAUGUAGAAGUGGAGACAGUGGAGAAUGGAGGAGAAUGAAGAAUGUAUGCCAUUUGACUUGGUAAUCCGCAACGGUAGAGUCAUAAAUGCAGCCAGUGGCUUGGAUAUAAUUGCAGAUGUUGGAAUCAGAAGUAAAAAGAUUGCUUCGAUUGAACCUGAUCUUGAAGGAAAAUGCUUUGAGGAGUAUAAUGCAACUGGAUGCAUUGUAACGCCAGGUUUGAUUGACAUUCACGUGCAUGUUUAUCAGCAUGCUACGCCGCUAGGUAUUGAUGUAGACGAGACAUGCCUGGCCAGGGGUGUGACAACUGUUGUUGAUGCUGGAAGUGCAGGAGCCACAACCUUCCCUGGCCUUCGUAAAUUUAUUGCGGAAAAGUCACAGACCAGAGUGUUGUCUCUGCUCCAUAUAGCAGCUCAUGGGCUGGCAUCAGCAGGCUGCACGGGAUGGGUAAAAGGAGGAGAAUGUGACUCACUAAACCAAGUAAAUUCUAAGUUAUGCAUUGAGUGCAUAAACCAAAACAGAGAUGUAAUAGUAGGAGUAAAAGUUCGCCUCUCUGCAAGUGCCGCCAGUGACGGAGCCAAUGAAGAGGAAGCUUUCAAGAGAGCUCUGAAUGUGUCGUCAGAAACCAAUGUCCCACUUAUGACCCAUCACACAUUUUCCACAAUUCCUGUUCAGCAAACAGGACAACAAAAAAUGUCGUGUCCAGGAAGCCUACGUGCUGGAGAUAUAUACACCCACUGUCUUCAUGGCUGGCCAAGCACCAUCAUCAACCCACUGAAUAGACAAAUCCACCGUGAAGUGCACGAUGCUCGCAAGCGAGGGGUACUUUUUGACGUGGGCCAUGGAUGUGGGUCGUUCUCGUGGACUGUAGCAGAGAUAUGUGCGAAAGAGGGCUUUUGGCCAGACAUAAUCAGUUCUGAUUUGCACGUGGAAUCUGUAGAUGGUCCCGCGUACGAUUUGUUGACUGUGAUGACGAAAAUGCUGCACGUGGGAAUGCCUUUGAUUGAAGUUAUCAAAGCUGUUACUAUGACACCAGCUGUUGCCAUUGGCCGAAACGAUGUGAUUGGCUCGUUAAGCCAUGGUCGUGUAGCAGAUAUCACAAUUUUACGUCUUGAAGAUGUUGACAUUGAUCUUGAAGAUUGUCACGCGCAGUUAAGAAGGAUUAAACAGCGUUUCUUGCCUGUUGCGGUGUUUAAGAAUGGUGUUCGUUUCAAGACUACCAUGCCAAACUCGUUUCCGAAUACCAGUAAAUGGAAAGAUUUAGCCUCGUUACAAGAUGACCUUGUUGUCAAAGAUGAAGCCUAGUUACAUUUUAACAACAUAAAAUGUUUUACCAAAUGAAACUUGUAGAAUCAAGAUCAGUGAUUUAGAUACAACUUCACUUUGCUCGUCAACCUCGUUUCCAGGGUCUCUCUCGCUCCGGUAGGGCGGGAAGAUGAGAAAUGCUGGGAACGAGGUUGUCUGUUCCUUACUCUUGUUAUGUUGUUUAUCCGUUCCCUAUAUCUCUAAGACAGAAUUUUUUUUUUUUUCAUAAAUGGCGAUAUUACUAUGACACAUAUUCAUUAAUUGUUUUUCUUUUGAUUUUAUGAGUAUUAGCAUGUUAAUAUGAAAUUUGAAAUAUAAGAAAUUGUCCUUGUUGUGUCAUCUUUGUAUUGUAAAGCAGGAACAACGUCUGGCAAUCAACACAGACAGUAAAAUGAGGUGCGAAGGAUUCGGCAGACGGUGGAAUGAAAAGAAUGACAUUUCUGUAGACCAAAAAGAUAACGCAUUGCUCGUUUUAAGAACUGAUUAAAGGCGCGAACAACUUAAAACCGUGUGUGAUUCAAUUAGUGCGAAUGAAACGGGAUGGGGUGUGGUCGGAUUGCGCGCUUGUUUUCGCGCGAUUUUCCUCGCGCGCUCGCUCAGUUCGCUUUUUGGUAAGAGAAAGAUAGAGAAACUAGGCUUAAAGAAGUGAACCGAGUAAAAGAACGACCCAAGAAUAUAUCCAUUCGGCUGACGUGAUGUUACUAUACGACUAUCCUGAGUUCACAGAAGCUCCAACUGAACAACAAGAAUAAUUUCUGCGAGAGAAAGAUUAACAAAAGGCUUUUGAGACCACCCCCGCUGUGUACCGGACGAAAUUUCAGCGGUUGCGAAAAUAAGCCUGAACAAAAAUUCAAACUACUUUGGUUCCAGAGGCUUUCUCUUUUAAUUUACACGUUAAGAGACCCGCUUUUUCAAUUCAGUUUCAGAAAAAAGACAAAAACCUCCGAGACUAGAGAAAUUCAGGCUUGAAUGGGAUUCGAACGGGUGACCUGUGUGAUACCAGUGCAGUACUCUACCAACUGAGUUUUCAAGCCAGCUAGGAGCUGGCUAUAUGAAUUUGUGAUAUAUCUGUAGAGGUGAAGAUGUGAAAGAGAAUAUAUGAGGAAAAUCUUUGUCCCGCAGUACAAAUAUAUGUUUCUUAUAAAUAUCUUCAGGCUGGAAGUUUUUUAAUUUUAAUUUUUUGUAGUUUACUUCUAGUGAAUUGGGCUUAUUUUGGCAACUGCCCAUUAAAUUGCGUUCAAAAAUAACUGCGGUGAUGUCUCAUGCCUUUGCACGUCUUGUGGAAAAGAGAAAAAAGUGUGAAUAAGUUCAAAGUUUUAAGAAGACAAUCAUUAUAGCUAGCCAGAAAUAGGAUCGGAUAAUAUUAUAUAUAUUGAUAGGGUCUACUAUGGCCCAGCUCCUAACUAUUUUUCCCGAGAAUUUGAUAAAUGACUGGAUAAAGAGAAACGAUUGGGCUUAAAAGCAAAAAGAUUUCAAGUCAAGUUUGCCAAAAAGGAACGACGAGGAUGGGAUUCG